Messenger RNA from Lotus japonicus, 1112 nucleotides. Its product is annotated as 40S ribosomal protein S2-4-like. Bases 100 to 936 code for a protein of 278 amino acids. The transcript has 2 exons. Gene Ontology annotation, cellular component: cytosolic small ribosomal subunit; ribosome. Gene Ontology annotation, molecular function: RNA binding; structural constituent of ribosome. Gene Ontology annotation, biological process: translation. The record is from RefSeq and is a predicted model, not a curated record. NCBI's taxonomy places the organism in Eukaryota, Viridiplantae, Streptophyta, Magnoliopsida, Fabales, Fabaceae.
AUAAAACACGAAUCUCAUCCAAUCUGCGCCACCUCCUCACUCUCUCUGCAUUUUAGGGUUUCCUUUCUCUCAGCGCCGCACUCUCUAUUCACAGCAUCAAUGGCGGAACGCGGUGGAGGCGAACGCGGCGGAGGCGAUCGCGGUGGCUUCGGACGAGGCUUCGGUGGCCGAGGACGCGGCGGUGACAGGGGCCGCGGAGGCCGUAGAAGAGGCGCAGGCCGCCGCGAUGAGGAGGAGAAGUGGGUUCCAGUGACGAAACUCGGUCGUCUAGUGAGGGAUGGGAAAAUCCGCAGCUUGGAGCAGAUCUACCUUCACUCUCUCCCCAUCAAGGAGCACCAGAUCAUCGACACCCUCGUGGGACCCACGCUCAAGGACGAGGUGAUGAAGAUCAUGCCGGUCCAGAAGCAAACCCGGGCCGGUCAGCGAACCCGGUUCAAGGCUUUCGUCGUCGUCGGAGACAACAACGGCCACGUCGGUCUCGGCGUGAAGUGCAGCAAGGAAGUCGCCACCGCCAUCCGCGGCGGCAUCAUACUGGCGAAGCUUUCCGUGAUCCCCGUCAGGAGGGGGUACUGGGGGAACAAGAUUGGGAAGCCUCACACUGUUCCGUGCAAGGUGACAGGGAAGUGCGGUUCUGUCACCGUCAGAAUGGUUCCGGCACCUCGUGGUUCUGGAAUUGUGGCUGCUAGGGUUCCCAAGAAGGUGCUGCAGUUCGCUGGGAUUGAUGAUGUCUUCACUUCUUCCCGAGGAUCCACCAAGACACUCGGCAAUUUCGUUAAGGCAACUUUUGACUGUUUGCUGAAAACCUAUGGUUUCCUGACACCUGAAUUCUGGAAGGAGACUCGCUUCACCAAAUCUCCAUUCCAAGAGUACACAGAUCUGUUGGCUAAGCCAACUGCAAAGGCUCUAAUCUUGGAGGAGGAAAGGGUGGAUGCUUGAGUUAUCAGUUAUGAUUUUUGUGGGAUACAGUUUUUCUUAAGCAAUGUUAGGAACUGAUACUUUUAAAUUUCUUUCCUUUGUGCUUUACUUCUCUUUGUGGGACGGAUCAUCAUUUUAUGGUUCAUUUGGUUGUUUUAACUUUUAGUUAAUUGAAUUGAUAUUUGUUGGGUUUCAAA